AUGGCAGCCUCUUGGUGUGCCCUGCGUGGUGGCCGUCAGUUGGCCCUGCGAACGCGCGUGCGCGUAGGCCCUUCACCAGUGGCAUUGCGAACGGCAGCGGUGACACCGAUCAAUAUUGCUCGUCGCGCCCUACACAGCUCCAACAAUGCCAAUGGCAACGCUACAACGACAACACCUCGUCGUGGUGUCUACACAAGCUCCGUGAACGCUCAUGGUGUCCCUCACCCGGAGGACAUCUUCCAACCCCUCGAUACUUUCCCUCGUCGCCAUAUCGGCCCAUCUCCCGAGGCCGCCUCAGGCAUGCUAGCUGCAUUGGAUCCCCCCGUUGCUUCUCUGGAUGAAUUUGUGAAGCAGGUGCUGCCAGCGGACAUUCUGUCCAAAAAGGACAUGAAGGUGUCGGAACCACAGGUCGACAUUAAUCUGUACAGGUCACCCAUCCAGGGUGGUCUUGGUGAGACGGAUAUGCUGAAACUGCUGGACUCAUACCGCAAGCAGAUCGACAUCUCAGGCAAGACCUACAUUGGCACUGGCUACUAUCCGACCAUUGUGCCGCCAGUGAUUCUUCGCAAUGUCCUCGAGAACCCCGCUUGGUACACCAGCUACACACCCUACCAGCCCGAGAUCUCCCAAGGCCGUCUCGAGUCUCUGCUCAACUUCCAGACCUUGACCGCUGACCUGACGGCCCUGCCCUUUGCCAAUGCCUCCGUCCUAGACGAGGCCACGGCCGCUGCCGAGGCCAUGACCAUGUCAUACGCCACCAUGCCUGCUUCCAAGCAGAAGAAAGCCGAGAAGUCCUACGUGGUCUCGCAUCUCUGCCACCCGCAGACCAUUGCCGUGAUGCAGUCGCGUGCCGAGGGAUUCGGGAUCAAUCUGGUGAUUGGGGAUAUCAUGGCCAAUGACUUCCAGCUUGUCAAGGACCAGGGCGACCACCUCAUUGGUGUGUUGGGUCAAUACCCGGAUACGGAGGGUGGUAUCUACGACUUCCAGUCCCUUAGUGAUUCCAUCCACAGCCAGGGUGGUACCUUCAGUGUUGCAACCGAUCUUCUCGCAUUGACUGUCCUCAAGGCCCCCGGUGAGUUUGGUGCCGACAUUGCUUUCGGCAGUGCCCAGCGAAUGGGUGUCCCAAUGGGCUUUGGCGGUCCCCAUGCGGCUUUCUUCGCCUGCGCCGACAAGUACAAGCGCAAGGUCCCCGGCCGUGUUGUGGGUGUGUCCAAGGACCGUCUGGGUAACCGGGCUCUGCGUCUGGCUCUGCAGACUCGCGAGCAGCACAUUCGUCGUGAGAAGGCCACAAGUAACAUUUGUACUGCUCAGGCUUUGCUAGCCAACAUGACUUCCAUGUACGCCAUCUACCACGGUCCCGAAGGCCUCAAGGCAAUUGCUCAGCGCAUCAUGUCUAUGACUUCAUUGCUCCGUGAGAAGCUGGUGGGCCUGGGAUACAAUGUUCCAAUUCGGUCUAACGUUGACGGUGGUGCCAUCUUCGACACCUUGGCCAUUGAGCUUGCUGAUGCCUCCGAGGCUGAUGCCGUCUACGCUGCUGCUCUCAAGGCCAACAUCUUCCUCCGUCGUCUCGACGGCAACAAGGUCGGUCUGUCGCUAGACGAGACUGUGGGCCGCGAUGAGGUCAAGGGUAUCUUGGAUGUCUUUGCCGCCUACAAGGGUGCUUCCCCUGUUCAGGUGGAUGGCACACUGGCGCUGGCCUCUGUUGCUGCUCCUCUCGAACGUACGUCUGCUUACAUGACUCACCCCGUGUUCAACACCCACCACUCCGAGACCGAAAUGCUUCGCUACAUCCGCCACCUCGAGUCCAAGGAUCUCUCUCUUGCCCACUCCAUGAUUCCCCUCGGAUCAUGCACCAUGAAGCUGAACGCUACCACUGAGAUGAUUCCAGUCUCGUGGCCCGAGUUCUCUCAGAUCCACCCCUUUAUGCCCGCCGAAAAGGCCAAGGGCUACAUCAAGAUGAUUGACGACCUUGAGGCUCAGCUGGCCGAUAUCACGGGUAUGGCCGAAGUGACGGUGCAGCCCAAUUCUGGUGCGCAGGGUGAAUUCGCCGGUCUGCGCGUCAUCAAGAAAUACCAGGAAGCUCAGGGAGACGCGAAGCGCAAUGUUUGCCUGAUUCCUGUCUCUGCGCACGGGACUAACCCAGCCUCGGCUGCUAUGGCUGGUAUGCGCGUUGUGACUAUCAAGUGUGAUACCAAGACCGGUAACUUGGAUCUGGAUGACUUGAAGGCCAAGUGUGAGAAGCACAAGGAUGAGCUCGCCGCUUUCAUGAUCACCUAUCCCAGCACAUUUGGUGUCUUUGAACCUGGUGCCAAGGAGGCGUGCCGCCUGGUCCACGAGUUCGGCGGUCAAGUGUACAUGGACGGUGCGAACAUGAACGCUCAAAUUGGCUUGUGCUCCCCUGGCGAGAUUGGCGCGGAUGUCUGCCACUUGAACCUGCACAAGACCUUCUGUAUCCCCCACGGCGGCGGUGGUCCCGGUGUUGGACCUAUUGGUGUUGCUGCCCAUUUGGCUCCCUAUCUUCCCUCUCACCCGACGAGCGAGUACCUUCAGACCAAGCGUGGGUCUUCAGCGUCUCCGCCCAUCAGUGCUGCUCCCUGGGGCAGCGCCAGUAUCCUUCCCAUCACCUUCAACUACAUCAACAUGAUGGGCGACCGCGGUCUCACCCACGCCACCAAGAUCACCCUCCUGAACGCCAAUUACCUCCUCUCUCGUCUCAAGGGGCACUAUCCCAUCCUCUACACCAAUGACCACGGCCGUUGUGCUCACGAAUUCAUUCUCGACGUUCGAGGCUUCAAGGAGACCUGCGGCAUCGAAGCCAUCGACAUUGCCAAGCGUUUGCAGGAUUACGGAUUCCACGCCCCGACCAUGUCUUGGCCCGUUGCCAACACGCUCAUGAUCGAGCCCACCGAGUCCGAGAACAAGGCCGAACUCGACCGUUUCUGCGAUGCCCUCAUUUCUAUCAGAGCUGAGAUCGCCGAGGUCGAGGCAGGCAAGCAGCCUCGUGAAGGCAAUGUUCUGAAGAAUUCUCCCCACACCCAGCGUGACUUGUUGUCCAGUGAAUGGAACCGAUCAUACACCCGAGAGGCUGCCGCCUACCCCCUUCCUUGGCUGUUGGAGAAGAAGUUCUGGCCCACUGUUACGCGUGUUGAUGAUGCUUACGGGGACCAAAAUCUCUUCUGCACCUGCGGCCCCGUCGAUGAGACUGAAUAA
This is a messenger RNA of Penicillium diatomitis, 3210 nucleotides long. RefSeq names its product glycine decarboxylase subunit P. The transcript has 2 exons. Lineage: Eukaryota; Fungi; Ascomycota; Eurotiomycetes; Eurotiales; Aspergillaceae. Gene Ontology annotation, molecular function: pyridoxal phosphate binding; glycine binding; glycine dehydrogenase (decarboxylating) activity. Bases 1 to 3210 code for a protein of 1069 amino acids. The record is from RefSeq and is a predicted model, not a curated record. Gene Ontology annotation, biological process: glycine decarboxylation via glycine cleavage system. Gene Ontology annotation, cellular component: glycine cleavage complex; mitochondrion.